Nothoprocta perdicaria is the source of this 5807-nucleotide messenger RNA. It is a transcript of the gene LCT, whose product is annotated as lactase. Lineage: Eukaryota; Metazoa; Chordata; Aves; Tinamiformes; Tinamidae. Gene Ontology annotation, biological process: carbohydrate metabolic process. Bases 1 to 5748 code for a protein of 1915 amino acids. Gene Ontology annotation, molecular function: lactase activity. The record is from RefSeq and is a predicted model, not a curated record. The transcript is spliced from 17 exons.
AUGGGGCUGGUAAAUAAGAUGAUCUUCCUUGUCUUGUUAGCCUUUCCCGGUUUCGUGAUACACAGAGGAUUAACUCAGGAUCUUAUUUCCAUUGCCGGACCCUGGGAGCUAGAAGGCAGUUUGCAUCUACAGAAGCGAGUCCUGCCUGAGGAAGCUCAGACCCCYGUCGGAGGUGAAGCCCACAGCGACCCCUGCCAACAGGAUCCUCUGCCUCCCGACCUACCCCGAUACCUGUCCCAGCUCCGCGAGGCUGGCRCGACGCACUACAAAGUCUUCCUGCCGUGGGGCUGCCUCCUGCCGAAGGGAGACUCCAGGCAGCCGGCCGAAGCUCAAGUGCGGCGCUACCGGGAGCUGCUGACGGCGCUGGCCGCAGCCGGCCUGCGCCCGCUGCUGGUGCUGCACCGGCGGCGGGUGCCGGGCACGGUGCUGGCGCGCGUGGCGCGCGGGCCGCCCGCCGCCUUUGCCGGCCUCUUUGCCGAGUACGCCGAGUUCAGCUUCCGCACCUUCGGCGGCCUGGCCGGCGCGUGGCUCUCCUUCAGCGACGUGCCGGAGGUGCUGGCCAGCCUGCCGUGGCGCAGGCGGCGGGAGCGCGCGCAGGCCCUGGCCGCCGCUCACCGGAGCGCUUACCGCAUCUACCGCCACGGGCACGCGCCGGCAGGUGGAAAAAUGUCCAUUGCUUUAGAUUUGGAUCAUACCUUGGAUGUCGCUUCAUUACAGUUGCUAUCAGUUUCUCUUCAGGAUUCAUUAGACUUCCUGUCUCUCAAUGUGCAUUACAAUUGUGGAAAUGAAAGUGAUUUCUACGUGAAGUUGGGUGAAUUCCAGAAUAUCUGGAAGGACACAGAGGUUUUGCUUUUUAGUGUGAAGUUCAUUAAUUGUGCUUCCAUAGAAGAGAAGGCACUCAUGCCAUUGCCUUUAAUUAUCAGAGCCAUUAAUAAAGAAAAACCACGUACAAUUGGGUAUGACAUUAAUGAAUUCUUGAGCUUCUCAUCGAAUCACGCCCCAAGCAUAACAAAUACUCCAAGGAAGAAGCUAGCUGCUGUUCUUGCCCCCCAGUCCUCCUAUCAAACCGUCUGGGAGAUGUUUGCUAACCAGCCUGAGUUGGAGAGGGAUUCUUUUCUGCAGGAUGUUUUCCCAACUGGUUUCCUCUGGGGCACAUCCACAGGUGCCUUUAACAUUGAAGGAGGUUGGGCAGAGGAUGACAAAGGAGAGACCAUUUGGGAUCACUUUGGGCAUGAAGGCCAAGUCUACAUGAAUCAAACAGCAGAUGUGGCGAGUGACAGCUACUAUAAAAGCAGCUAUGAUGUCUACCUGCUCAGGGGUCUUCGGCCCCAGCUGUAUAAAUUUUCUAUAUCCUGGUCCAGACUUUUCCCUUCUGGCAUCAGCGCUAGUCUCAACUCCAACAGCGUGUUUUAUUAUCACCGGUUAAUUAAKAGCUUGCUAGACUCUAACAUUGAGCCCAUGGUGACUCUGUUCCACUGGGAUCUCCCACAAGCUCUGCAGGUUCUUGGUGGCUGGCAGAAUGAAAGCAUCAUAGAUGCUUUUGUACGCUAUGCAGACUUAUGCUUUGCCACCUUUGGGAAUGAGGUCAAGUUCUGGAUUACUUUCCAUGAGCCUUGGGUUAUCAGCUACGCUGGCUAUGGCACCGGAGAGCAUCCUCCAGGAAUCACCGACCCAGGAGUAGCAUCUUACAAGGUGGCUCACACAAUUCUCAAGGCUCAUGCCAAGGUUUGGCACCUGUAUAAUGACAGAUACCGUUCUCUGCAGAAGGGAAAGGUAGGGCUGGUGCUGAAUUCAGACUGGGCUGAACCCAAGACUCCAACCAACCCUGAGGACGUGAUAGCAUCCGAGAGGUACCUGCAGUUCAUGCUUGGCUGGUUUGCUCAUCCUAUAUUUGUUAAUGGGGAUUACCCAGAUAUCCUGAAGGCUCAGAUCCAGCAAGUAAACCAGCAGUGCCCCACAGCAGUUGCCCAACUGCCUGUAUUUACUGAGGAGGAGAAGUCCUGGGUGAAGGGGACUGCAGAUUUCUUUGCUCUUUCACAUUACACGACGCGCCUGGUUAGUGCAGGGACUAACAACACCUGCGCUCCAGCCUACGAGAGCAUUGGGAACUUCUCACUGCACGUAGAUCCGUCGUGGCCACAGACUGCCUCCUCUUCCAUCCAUGUGGUCCCUUGGGGGUUAAGAAGGCUGCUGAAGUUCGUGUCCCAGGAAUACACGGGGACGAAGAUCCCGAUUUACAUAGCAGGCAAUGGCAUGCCGACAGCAGACGGAGGGGAUGCCAUUAAUGACACUCUGCGAGUGGACUAUUUACGUCUGUACAUCAAUGAGGCUCUAAAAGCGGUGAAGCUCGAUGCAGUUGAGGUUCAGUCAUACAUUGCUCGAUCAUUGAUUGAUGGCUUUGAAGGCCCAAUGGGGUACAGCCUAAAAUUUGGGCUACAUCAUGUCAAUUUUGAAGAUAGCAACAGACCAAGGACCCCCAAGGCAUCUGCUUCUUUCUACUCCAGUGUUAUUGAAAAUAAUGGUUUCCCAGCCAAAGUCUUGAACACAUUUUCUACUUCUGUGGUAUUUAACCCACCUGUGUCAUCAAAAUUGCCAAAUUUAACAGCAUCAGAAGUUCCCUCAAAGGCAAAGGUUGUUUGGGAGAAAUUUUCAUCACAAAGUAAGUUUGAAAGGGACAUGUACUUCUAUGGCACCUUCCCAGAGGGCUUCAUGUGGGGCACGUCGUCGUCAGCCUACCAGAUAGAAGGAGGCUGGGAUGCCGAUGGCAAAGGCCCCAGCAUUUGGGAUACUUUCACCCAUGUCCCAGGCAACAUAAAUAACAAUGAUAAUGGAGACGUAGCCUGUGAUAGCUACAACAAAGUGGAGGAAGAUCUUUACAUGCUGAGAGCCUUAGGGGUGAACAGCUACCGUUUCUCUUUGUCUUGGCCUCGGAUUUUCCCUACGGGAAGAAACAGUUCAAUAAACAGCCAUGGUGUUGACUACUACAACCGUCUCAUUAAUGGAUUGGUUGCAAGCAACAUCACUCCAGUGGUCACGCUGUAUCACUGGGACCUGCCACAAGCUCUGCAGGACAUCGGUGGCUGGGAGAACAGCUCUCUCAUCGAGCUGUUUGAUAGUUUUGCAGACUUCUGUUUCCAGACCUUUGGGGACAGGGUGAAGUUCUGGCUUACGUUCAACGAGCCCCACGUUGUCGCCUGGAUCGGCUAUGGCACGGGGCAGUUCCCACCCAAUGUCAACGACCCCGGUGAGGCUCCCUACAGGGUUGCACACACCCURCUGAAAGCUCACGCCAGGGUCUACCACACAUAUGACAGCAAAUACAGAGCGAGCCAGGGGGGAAUUGUCUCUCUGAGCCUCAAUGCUGAGUGGGCUGAGCCAAAGACGCCGAGCGACCGCAGGGAYGUGGAGGCUGCAGACCGGUACCUGCAGUUCAUGCUGGGGUGGUUUGCACACCCCAUCUUCAAAACGGGAGACUACCCUGACGUCAUGAAAUGGAAAGUAGGGAACAGGAGCGAGCUGCAGCACCUGCCGUCGUCCCGCUUGCCCGUUUUCACAGCUGAGGAGCGCGAGUACAUCAGGGGCACGGCUGAUGUUUUCUGUUUCAACACCUACACCGCCAAAAUUGUCACUCAUGCAACAACCCGUCUGACGCCGUUCUCUUAUGAGCAUGACCAGGAAAUAGCAGUGUCGGUUGACAGCUCGUGGCCUUCCUCGGCUGUUGCUGAACAUCGGGCUGUGGCCUGGGGAAUGAGGAGGCUGCUGAACUGGAUCAAAGAGGAAUAUGGAAAUCCCCCAAUCUACGUCACUGAGAACGGGGUAGGGAUAAAGACCAAGUCAGAUGUUGACGACACCAACAGGAUAUUUUACUACAAAACAUACAUCGAUGAAGCUCUGAAAGCUUGCAGGCUGGACGGUGUUAACCUGCGAGGAUAUGCCACUUGGUCUUUGCUGGAUAACUUUGAAUGGUUGAAUGGGUAUGAUCCGAGGUUUGGAUUGCACCAGGUUGAUUUUGAUAAUCCCAACAGACCAAGAACCCCAAAGCGCUCGGCCAUCUACUACUCAGACAUCAUCCGCGAUAACGGUAUCCCGGAGUCCUCCGAAAAUGGCUUUUUGUACGGGGAGUUUCCAAAGAACUUCUUUUGGAGUGUAGCAACUGCAGCAUAUCAGAUCGAGGGAGCGUGGAGAGCAGAUGGGAAAGGGCUUAGCAUUUGGGAUCAAUACGCUCAUACUCCCUUGAAAAUCAGCAACGAUGAGAACGGCGACGUAGCCUGUGACAGCUACCACAAGAUCGAGGAGGACGUGGCCAUGCUGAGGGAGCUCAGGGUGUCUCACUAUCGCUUUUCCAUCUCCUGGUCGCGCGUGCUGCCGGACGGGACGCUCAGCUACGUCAACGAAGCGGGACUGAGCUACUACGAGCGGCUUGUGGAUGCCCUGCUGGCCGCCAACAUCAAGCCACAGGUGACAAUUUAUCACUGGGACCUCCCGCAGGCCCUGCAGAACGUCGGGGGCUGGGAGAACGACACCAUAGUUGAGCGGUUUAAGGAAUACGCCGAGCUGCUUUUCCAGAGACUGGGAGACAGAGUGAAGUUUUGGAUAACCAUCAACGAGCCCUACAAUGUGGCAUACUAUGGGCACGGCACGGGCACGGCCGCCCCGGGUAUCUCCCUUCGGCCGGGGCGAGCCCCCUACAUCGUGGCGCACAACUUAAUAAAGGCCCACGCGGAAGCCUGGCACGUCUACAACGACAAGUACCGUGCGGAGCAGCAAGGAUUAAUCUCCAUCACCAUCAACUCGGACUGGGCCGAGCCGAGGAACCCCCACAAGCAGGAGGACCAUGAUGCUGCCAGGCGGUACCUGCAGUUCCUUGCAGGCUGGUUUGCUCAUCCUAUUUUCAAAAACGGCGAUUACAGUGAAGUGAUGAAAACGAGGAUUCGGGAGCGUAGUUUGGCUCAAGGCCUGAGCAAGUCGAGACUGCCAGAAUUUACAGAAAGCGAGAAGCAGAGAAUUAAAGGCACCCACGACUUCUUUGGGCUCAAUCAUUAUACCACCGUCUUGGUCUACAAUUUAAACUACCCUGCGGCUGUUGCGUCCUACGACUCUGAUAGGGGCGUCGCCUCCGUGUCCGACCGCAGCUGGCUGGGCUCGGGCUCUUUCUGGCUGCACGUGACACCCUCCGGCUUCGGAAAGCUCCUCAAGUGGAUUUGGGACGAGUACAAGUCUCCGAUUUAUGUGACCGAAAAUGGGAUUUCAGAAAGGGGAGACGUCGACCUCAACGAUACUUGGCGGAUCAAUUACUUUAAGAGUUACCUUAAUGAGGCACUGAAAGCCUACAUGAUCCAGGACGUGGACCUGCGCGGCUACGCAGCCUGGACGCUCAUGGACAACUUCGAGUGGGCUGUGGGCUUUGCCGAGAGGUUUGGGCUCUACCACGUGAACCGCACGGAUCCGGCGCUGCCGCGGCUGCCCAAGGCCUCGACCAAGUUCUACGCGCAGCUCGUGCGGUGCAACGGCUUCCCCGAGCCCGGCAGGCCCCACCCCUGCCUGGAGCCGGAGCCGCUGCCGCCAACGCAGGCCAGCCCGGGGCUGCACAGGGCCGUCCGCUUCCUGGGGCUGGAGCUGGCGCCGCCCAACGCUGAAGCGGCCCUCUACGUGCUCCUGGCCCUCGCGGCCCUCGCGGCCCUGGGGCUCCUUCUCUUCUCCUUUCUCUAUAGAAAGCUCUUCAAAAGAUCCCGGGAAGGUAACACAUGAAAACCACUAAAAUGUAAGUUUUGUUUUGCUUGUUAGAAGGUGGGGAACAGAGGUGCUCU